AUGUUGAGUCUUCCCAGUAUAUUCGACAUUUUGUCGAAAGUCGACAAUCAUCCAGCUGAGGACUUCAUUGAUCGGCUUAAUUUUGGAGCUUCCGUAUAUUUACUGGCAUUCUUUGUAUUAAUAACUGGCUCCAAGCAACAUUUUGGUAAUCCGAUCCAAUGUAUGGCACCUCCAGAAAGUCCAGACUCAUGGGUACAUUACUAUCAUGACUACUGUUAUAUACAAGACAAGUUGAGAAUUUUCGACAUGAAUGUAGACAAAUCUCUUGCAUAUGAAUAUGAAGCUAAACAAAGGGCAGGAGCUGACUAUACACCGAUUGGACGGUUUACAAAAGAUGACGCGACGAAGUAUUGGUCUCCUCGUGUGAUGUAUUAUCAGUGGGUGCCAUACGUGUUGUUCCUACAAGCUGUUUUCUACUUAGUUCCAAAGUUGUUCUGGAAGCUUGUUGGCUCGCAUUGGUGUCAUGGAGUUGAUCUGGAAACAGCUAUUGUUGAAGCACAAAAGCUUCGCACGCUGGUCGGUGAAGACCGCGCGUCAGCUCUGAACAAUCUUGCUGGUUUCAUCCGUGACGUCUUGGAGUCAAAACGACGAAGAUCAGUGUUCGGUUCUUCAUUAGCCUCUAUUUGCUACGUCGUAACUAAGUGGCUUGAGGUUGUUAACGGAUUUGGACAACUCUACAUGCUUGCUUGUUUUGUGGGUGAAGGCGACUACCUAUGGGGACUCCAUCUGCUGAGCACUGUGCUAAAUGGUACAGAUAAUCCAAGCGCUGGAGUGUUCCCAAGAAUCGUGUUGUGUGAUGUAACAAAAUUUGCACUUGCUAAUUUGCAUCAAGUGAAUAUGCAAUGUGUACUGAUGUUGAAUUUCAUAAAUGAAAAAAUCUACACCUUCUUGUGGUUCUGGAUCGUGUUUGUAACGGUGGCAUCCUUAUUAUCCGCUAUUAGGCAGACGGUGGCCCUCAUUUUUCCGGUGUAUCGAUCACUCAUUGCUGACAACUUUUUGCCUGUAAGUUUUACAGUUUUUGUUGCACUAAAG
Messenger RNA from Cooperia oncophora, 1032 nucleotides. Lineage: Eukaryota; Metazoa; Nematoda; Chromadorea; Rhabditida; Trichostrongylidae. The record is from the annotation of a GenBank genome assembly.